Molecule: messenger RNA, 3065 nt
Organism: Scophthalmus maximus (turbot)
Lineage: Eukaryota; Metazoa; Chordata; Actinopteri; Pleuronectiformes; Scophthalmidae
Gene: pdk4
Product: pyruvate dehydrogenase kinase, isozyme 4
Exons: 11
Coding region: 260-1480 (406 amino acids)
Biological process (GO): regulation of glucose metabolic process; protein phosphorylation
Cellular component (GO): mitochondrion
Molecular function (GO): pyruvate dehydrogenase (acetyl-transferring) kinase activity
Source: RefSeq, a predicted model, not a curated record
UCGACCGAAGACAAACAGAAGAAGUUGCCUUCGGGGGAGGACGCCACAGCAACUUGCCAAGAUGUUAGGACGCCGCCGAGGUCCAGCGGUGACGGUCAAGUCAUAGACGAGCCUCCCCUACAGAUGUUUAUUUAAACCACGCGAUUCCCGAGCUUUUAUAAGUCGUCAAACUGGAGCGUGUGCUUGAGAAAGGAAACGAGUGUGUCCCCGAUUCACUGACAGUCCCGGUGGUCUGCGGAGGAGGAAAAAAAAAAAAAGCAUGAAGUUUGUUCAGUUUUUGCUGAAAAACAGCUCCGUGGCUGGGAUACCGAAACAAGUGGAGAGGUUUUCCAAGUUCUCCCCUUCUCCGCUGUCCAUGAAGCAAUUCAUUGACUUCGGUUCGGCCAAUGCAUGUGAGAAGACCUCCUUCGUGUUCCUGCGUCAGGAGCUCCCUGUCAGACUGGCCAACAUCAUGAAAGAAAUUGAUUUCCUCCCUGACAAGCUCCUCAGCACUCCGUCCCUUAAGCUCCUGACCAGCUGGUAUUCUCAGAGUUUGCUGGAGCUUGUCGAUUUUUUAGAAAAAGAUCCGGACGACAAGGAUGUACUGACAAACUUCACACAGACGUUGGUACACAUCCGGAACCGGCACAACAACGUGGUGCCCACCAUGGCUCAGGGCGUGGUGGAGUACAAGGACGCCUUUGGCGUGGACCCCGUCACCAACCAGAACGUCCAGUACUUCCUGGACCGCUUCUACAUGAGCCGCAUCUCCAUACGCAUGCUCAUAAACCAGCACACAUUAAUCUUCAACGGCAGUGUGAACCCAGCCCAUCCCAAACAUAUCGGCAGCAUUGACCCCAGCUGUGACGUCGUGGAGGUAGUAAAAGACGCCUAUGAGACAUCCAAGAUGCUGUGUGAGCAGUAUUACUUGACCUCGCCUGAUAUGGAGAUCAAAGAAAUCAACGCCGAAAGCCCUGGCCAGCCCCUGCACAUUGUCUACGUGCCAUCCCAUCUCUACCAUAUGCUGUUCGAGCUCUUCAAGAACGCCAUGAGAGCGACUGUAGAGACCCACGAGACGAGUCCAACGCUGCCCCGAAUCAAAGUGCGGGUUUCACUGGGCGCUGAGGACCUCACUAUCAAGAUGUCUGACAGAGGAGGCGGAGUCCCCCUGAGGAAGAUUGAGCGUCUCUUCAGCUACAUGUACUCUACGGCUCCCAGCCCCGUCCACGUAGACAACUCUCGCAAUGCACCUCUGGCUGGUUUUGGUUAUGGUCUGCCCAUCUCCCGCCUGUAUGCCAAGUAUUUCCAGGGAGACCUGCAGCUCUACUCUAUGGAGGGCCACGGUACUUCAGCUGUCAUAUACCUAAAGGCCUUGUCCUCGGAGUCAGUGGAGAGACUUCCUGUUUUCAACAAGUCGGCCUUGCGGCAUUACCUGGCCAGCACAGAGGCUGAUGACUGGUGCAUGCCCAGCAAGGAUCCAAAGAAACUGGGGCAAGUAUGAGAGGACUUGGUGAGGAUAGACUGCCGGACAAAGUUUAGGACAGUAAAAAAUUGUCUGGUCAGAUGAUUGGUAAGAUUAAGAAAGCUGCGAGGAGAAGUGGAUAAACUCUGUACUGUAAGUGAAAGAAGGCACCAAAUGCUUUUAGCAUGCUGCAGGACGCAGGGGUGUGGAUUCAAGACAGAACCGUAGAAGGAGAAAAUCGCUCAAAGGUGGUGUCAAGAAUCAGAUAAGUGCUGUGACAUAACUGAACAACAGCUCACAUUAAAUUCCAUUAUAUGACGAUUACAGGCUACAAUUGUAAUGGAACAAGUCAAGCAUUAAUCUCCUUUUGUCUAAUUUAUUACACCUUUUUUUUGUUGAUAUAAUUACAUGGAUACACUGUGUGGAAAAAACAUGCUAGCUGUUUGUGUUUAAGUCCAUGUUUUUUUCAAAGUGUUUUUAUUUCAUAUUAUAUAGCCUGGCUAUUGUCCUUCAGUUAAUUUGAACUACUGGGUGAAGUUUUGUUUUUUGCAUCAGGUCAAAUGUUUGUCAUUGCCUUGAAAAAAAUACGCCCAGUCGCUCAAGUUAAACAGUAUGGCAACAGGUUCAAUGUCUCCAGGUCAAGACAAAGGGACCAAAGUCUCUUCCUGCUGUCGCCAUGCCAGUCCUUUCUAACCUGCAGAGUUGCUUUUACAAAAAACAACUUCUGCAUUUAAUUAUUAUCAACCUUAAAAUAAAGGUUAUACUAAUUUUUGUCUUCAGCUUUCAUACAAGGGGAACAUUUCAGAAACACAACAGGAGUCAUUUACAUGUGCUGUCAAGUGGUACAGACUGAAAUUAUGUACAGCACAGUGUGGUAGGUUGUUCAAUAGCAAUGCAAACUAAAUGUGAUGAUUUUUUAGCACAAUGUCAGUAAACUACCUACCUGGUGCCUUAACCUUGAACCAAUGCAAGGUCAUUUUUAAAGUUGAAUUAUUGUAAAUGUUGAGAAGAUGUAUUCAUGUGUGGACAUUUAGUCCCUUAGAGAAAAUGACAAUUGUUAAAAAAUUGUAGCAUAUUUAAAGUGGACCUUGAGCUAAUGUGUCACUGUAGGAACCCAAACAGCCAUUUUUUCUCCAAAGGAAGUCCCCAAAUUACACAGAGGCUCUCAUGUAUAUUGAAGAUAAUUUGAUAAUAUUCCUCAGUGGUCUUUUUUAAUAAUGCACAUGUUGUUUAUUUGAGUGGAUUUCUGUAUGUCAGAGUGUUCCAAUGCUUGUGUGAAAUACUAAAUGUUAGGUUGCUCUGCAGAAAAGUGUACUUAUGCUUUCUCUUGAAACUGACACAUAUGACACUGUAAGCUGCUCAGAUCAGUAUAGCACAUUAUAUGUAUUUAAUAGGUUCAAACGCUGAGUUCAGAGCAGCAGAGACGUAGGAUCAACACGGACAGGUGCACAGACGAUGCCAUAUGCAAGCUGUAUUGAAUGGAACGAUUUCACAUACCAGUCAUACUAUCAUACUCAUACCUUUGCAUAGUUUUAAGCUUCAUGAGGCCAGGUGUUGUACUGAAGUUGUGGCUUGUCACGAAAAGGACCAGUGAAUGUAGUAAAUAAAAAUCUCAUGUCACUUC